Molecule: messenger RNA, 495 nt
Organism: Parnassius apollo (apollo)
Lineage: Eukaryota; Metazoa; Arthropoda; Insecta; Lepidoptera; Papilionidae
Source: the annotation of a GenBank genome assembly
UUGGGUGAAUCGAGCACAUGGUGCCAAGGUCGCACAGAUUUUAGAGGCCGCAGAGGCCGUGGAGGUCGCACAAACCGCGGGGGUCGCACAAACCGUGGAGGUCGCACAAACUGUGGAGUUCGCACAGACCGUGGAGGCCAAAUUAGUCGACGAGCUCGAAGAAGUCGCAUAGUGAUUUUAGAGGAUAUUCAAUUAGUGCCGCCACAUGGAGAUAUAAGAGAAGAGAGGGAAUUUGCCGAUAUACAAUUGGCACCAGCUGCGGAUAUCGAAGUUGAGCAUGCUCUGAUACCAUCGAGCGAAGAUGAGGACAUUUUUAACAUAGGUACACCAGAUACUGCCUGUGCUGAUACAGUACCUAAUUCGCCUUCUUCGUUAGACAGCAGCCGAAGCCGUUUGACAACAGCCUUAAAUUUAGAAUUAAUGUCACGGACUCCGAAAAAGAUAGGAAACUUGUCCCUUGAUCACCCAGACAGCUCAGAUGAAGAAACUCUCUGA